Molecule: messenger RNA, 513 nt
Organism: Lodderomyces beijingensis
Lineage: Eukaryota; Fungi; Ascomycota; Pichiomycetes; Serinales; Debaryomycetaceae
Source: the annotation of a GenBank genome assembly
AUGAUUAGAAGGAGCAUAUCGCAAAUCUGCAGAAGGAGCUGGAGCCAAAUAAACCGCACCAACGCAGCACUAAGCCCGCGAAAUCAUCAUCGCCAUCUUCAUCAUCGUUAUCAACUUCACACCUCGUCGAUACUAAGCCACGGCCACCUCCAUAAGCCCAAACCGGGUGAAGAGCUCCACGUGACAUUCAUAACCAAGGACGGCAAGCAGCACAAAUACGAAGUCGCAGAGGGGGACAACAUCUUGGAUAUCGCGCAAGCUAACAAUUUGGACAUGGAGGGCGCCUGUGGCGGUUCGUGUGCCUGUUCCACAUGCCACAUUAUAGUCGACCCCGAAUACUAUGACGAGAUACCUGAGCCUGACGACGAUGAAAACGACAUGUUGGACUUGGCGUUUGGCUUGACGGAGACCAGUCGCUUGGGAUGCCAGGUUAAAAUGACGAAGGAGUUGGAUGGGUUGAGAGUUGCUUUGCCUGCUAUGACGAGGAAUCUACAAAGCAAGGACUUCAAUUAG